Molecule: messenger RNA, 2002 nt
Organism: Durusdinium trenchii
Lineage: Eukaryota; Dinophyceae; Suessiales; Symbiodiniaceae
Source: the annotation of a GenBank genome assembly
GUGUGUCUAUGAAGCCUUCUUGGCUUAUACAUGGAACAAGCCCAUCUACACUGCAAGGGCUCCAGUGCCGGCUUUUUGGUUGAAGCUCUCACGUAUGAUCUCGGCAUCUGCCAUCAGCAGCGGGCUCGCCGUGCUCAUCGUCAGUACCUAUCCUCCGUUCGCCAACGACGCAGUGAUGGGACGAGUUGCGACGAUCCUGGGCUUGCUGGACUUAAUCGUCAUGACCAUCCUCUUUAAGACCCAUCGGUACACAAGCAAAUUGCUUCAAGCUUCAAUCUACCUCUUCAGUUUGGCGUUUGCGGUGUACCGGGCCAGUGAUGCAUACCGGAAGACCUACAAGAGGUCCAACAACGUCCUUUUGUUCGUUUUGGCCUCCUUCAUUUGCGCGGGGCUGGAAGCGGACCGGCUCUUGGCCGUGGAAGGCUUGCGCCAGUCCAAGCAGCUCAAGGAGGGCUUCCGUGGCAUCGAACAUGCGCAGAGCGCCAACCAAGCGGACCGAGAUCGCAUCCUUUCGGAGAUUGAAAGGGAGGGUCAGGAGACUGCUGUGAAUGAUGCAGUGGCCGUGCUGCUGGACAUGAACCUCGGCAAAAACGACGUACAAGACGGGCUGCUGUACGUACCGUCUUUAGGGGAUAUUUCCACUUGGAGUCGGUCGAUGUUCGCGCUUAGCCUUUGCUGGUGGAUUAUCAAUCCAAAUCAGAUUUGGCUUGGCCGUGUCCUUGAGGCCGGCCGGCACCAAGCCAAACGUGACACGUCCGAAUCAACGUUUGUCCUCGCCGCGCUGGAGACCAUCACCUUCUUGGGGCUUUUCAUUUGGAUGCCCACGGAGCGGAAAGCCUUCGCGGAGAAGACGGAAGUUCUGAUUUUGCCCUUCGUUUCUGGAGCGAGAGAGUUGUGGUGGGGUCGGUCCCAUGAGGAACUCACAUACAUCUUUGUGGUGAACCCCAUCGUUCUGUUCUUAUCCAUCGCUGGGCCAGCGCGCGUGGCACGGGUGCCCGUGAUCGGGCCAUUGCUCCUGAGAGCCUUCUUUGGACGGAACCCUUUCAGGGCCAAGAAAGCAGCAGCUGGGCGUAGGUUGGGGGGGAGGGAUGACUUGGAGGAUGGGCAAAUCUUUGAAUACCCAAAGUCCCAAAGCAAAAAAAAACAGUAAAUGCAUCAAUACACACUUACAAACAACAUCGACAAAAAAGGCUCAAGUCACUCAAGUCUCGUUUUUGCAUGUUUGGAUGAGCAAAGCAAUAUUCAAAUGCGGGAGUCUUUGGGAGGGAGUCCCAAGACAUUUUAUGAGCCAUUCCUUAGAGGGCGAACUGCGGAGUGAGUUGAAUGUUAUUCAAGCAUUGAAGAUCAAAAGCGAAGAAGACACCUGUCCAAGCCUGUCAGUAUUUCGCCAGUCCCUCGUUGAACAUGCAGGGAAUUUUAGUACUCCUCUUCCUGUGGCUGCUGGGUGAACAACAGCUGGACAAUGUGAACAUUGCUUUGGGUUGAUUGCACCUUAAGCGGGUUGAACAACAAAACCCUUGCGCAUUGUGGGGGUGCGCAUGCUGCGUGUUCGGCCUCGAGGCUCGGCCAGGUCGUUUUGCCAGUUGGGGUUGGGGUGGUAUGCCAGUCCGGAGUGUUUGGGGUAUCUUAGAGUCAUCAAUGUAUGGUCCCACCAUGAUGGAUGUAGUUUGUGGCCGUUGAACGUCAAAAAAGGAAAAGUGGGUAGCUGUAGCCUGACUGAGUUCUCAGACGAGACCUACUACGCUUAUUUUUUUUCAAUGUGUCUCUCUUAAUUCGGAAUUGGUGGCAUAGCGGCCACGGAUAAGAUACAUUCUUUGGCUAUCGCAAAUGGAACAAAUUGCGUUCUGUGUCUCCCCCGGUUGUGAAGAGGGAUCCAAUUUCUGGGGCCCAGAGGGCGGAUCCGUGAGGAGGGCGGCUUUUGUCCCACUGCUUCUUUCCCAGAAGCCCACGUGUUCGCAAGCUCUUUUGCUCAAGUCCUAAGUCCUAAGCCCGCCUGAUUGGA